Lynx canadensis (Canada lynx) is the source of this 2729-nucleotide messenger RNA. It is a transcript of the gene CD96, whose product is annotated as CD96 molecule. Gene Ontology annotation, biological process: cell-matrix adhesion; inflammatory response. Lineage: Eukaryota; Metazoa; Chordata; Mammalia; Carnivora; Felidae. The record is from RefSeq and is a predicted model, not a curated record.
GCAGCAGGUUUGGGGUUUUUCUGCACAAACAGGGUAGCUGGAGUUUGCUUCAAGGCAUCAAUUGACUUCUGUGAUCGUGGAGAUGCUGGCGUGAGGCCUUCAGGAGACGAUGGAGAAAAAAUGGACAUAUUGUGCUGUCUGUUCCAUCAUCCAGAUACAUUUUGUCAGGGGAGUAUGGGGAAAAGCAUCCAAUGAAGAAGACAUCUAUGCUUUCCCUGGCUCUGAUGUCAACUUGACCUGCCAAACAUGGAAGAAAGACUUGUUGGUACAGAUGCAAUGGUCCAAGGUCACUGACAAGUUGGACCUGAUUGCUCUUUAUCAUCCCCAAUAUGGCUUGCACUGUGCCAAUGACAGUCCCUGUGAAUCACUGGUGACUUUCACAAAAACUCCCAGAAAUGUGUCAAAAUGGACCCUGCACUUAAAGAACGUGUCCUCUUCAUUCACCGGGAAGUAUGAGUGUAGCUUUACUCUGUUUCCAGAGGGUGUUCGGACUAAAAUCUACAACCUGCUCAUUCAGACAAAUGCUACACAGGAUGAACGGAGAAGCAGCCAUUUAAUAGAAGUACAGAUAAAUCAGACUCUGGAAAUACCAUGCUUUCAAAAUAUCUCCUCAGAAAUUUCGUCUGAGUUCACCUUUGCAUGGUUGGUGGAAGAUAACGGAACUCAGGAAGCAUGUAUCACCCAAGGUCACUCCAUCAGCAAUUCCACACUAUUUAAAGACAGAGUCAAGCUAGGUACAGACUAUAAACUCUACCUCUCUCCAAUCCAAAUCCACGAUGAUGGCCGGAAGUUCUCCUGCCACGUUAUGGUCAGACCUGGUAAAACCUUGAGGAGCUCCACCACAGUCAAGGUUUUUGCUAAGCCAGAAAUCCCCAUGAUUAUGGAAAAUAACUCUACGGAUGUCUUGGGAGAGAGAACAUUUACCUGCUCCCUGAGGAAUGUAUUUCCCACAGCAAAUCUCACGUGGUUUAUAGAAGGAGGCUUUCCUCAAGGUGAAAAAGAAGAAAUAUACAUUACUAAUGAAGAGAGAAAAGACAAAAGUGGAUUUUGGGAGCUGAAGUCUGUUUUGACAAGGGUGUAUGGUAAUAAGCCAGCCCAACCAAACAACCUGACCAUCUGGUGCAUGGCUAUGUCUCCAGUCCCUGGAAACAAAGUGUGGAAUAUCUCGUCUGAAAAGAUCACUUUUUCCUUGGGCUCCAUGAAACCUCCGACAGACUCUCCGCUUAAUGUUGUCACACGUACCCUUGGCACCCGAACUUCUCCAGCCAACAGAGUAUCUCCUACAAGGUAUCCAGCUACCUCAUCAACAACCCUUGGAGACGUGGGUACAUCGACUCCAAAUACCAUCCCUCAAGCCAGCAAUUCCAAUGCGACUACCCAAGGCUUCAACUACUGGACCUCGAGCGGGAAAGAUACCAAAAACUGUACACGUGACUCAGCUCCACGGAUGCCCAGUGAAACAGACAGUUCAUCCCCCUCAGGUGUAGGCUCAACAAUUCAAGGUGAUGUCUUCACCAGCACAACCAGAACAUCUUCAGAAGUUCCCACAACUGCCAGAUCUACUAACAGCAGUCACAUCCAUAUCACUGGUAUCGUGGUUAAUAAACCUAAAGACGGAAUGUCCUCAGUGAUCGUAGCAGCCUUGCUCUCUUUCUGCAUGGCAUUGUUCGGUCUUGGAGUGAGAAAAUGGUGUCAAUACCAGAAAGAAAUCAUGGAAAGACCCCCGCCUUUCAAGCCACCUCCACCCCCCAUCAAGUACACUUGCAUUCAAGAGUCCAUUGGAAGUGAUCUGCCUUGUCAUGAGAUGGAGACACUCUAGUCCCUUGAGAUUUUGCCAUAGAGAACUCGGCUAGAAUCCUGCAAGAAGGUGGACAUUGUGCUUAUUAAUAUAAUUGCCCUCGAGCCACGCCUGUACUGCAGCUGAAGUGGAUGUCAGAAGUGAUAGACCUGUUUUCCCAGCAACCCACCUCUUUCAUCAGCACAUUGCCUGAAAUUGAGCUAGAGUGAGAGGUUAUGUCACACCAUACCAAUGCAAUCUGCAGAGAUUUUCUUGUUUAUGUAAGAAGUGCAAAUCAGACUGCUGUUGUUAAAAAGUACUUGCAGUGUUUUUAUUUUCAUUUUCGUUCUCUGACUGAGGUGACGACAAUGGUUUUCAAGCAUAUGUCCAUGCCAGACCUCUUCUUUUUGGAUAUCUGCCACCAUGCUGAGCUAUUUACCAAAAGUGUGAUAAUCUCUGAGGUUUGUUGCAUUUCCUAAGAAAAAUUGCAAACAGAAGAAAAUGUGCAAGUUCUAGCAAGAGUUCCAAAUAAUUGCAAGUUGUCUUUGUACUGAAAAUAUUUUGCUUGUGGAGGAAAACAGAAUACCUUGCACAAGAACACCAGUCCCAACCCACUUCCUCCCACCAUGUUCCACCCAGCCUUCUGCCCCAUGGGAUGAGGAAGGAUCCAAGGGAAAAUUAGCUAAUGACCAAGUAGCCUAGUAGACACAGGUAGCACUUCACUUGCCUCUAAAAUGAUCUGCACUAACAAUGGUCUCAUCCUUAGCUUUAUCUGUAGUGUGUGUGUGUGUGUGCAUCUAUUAGACUAUUACAAAACUGUUGUGUGAGUAAACAGGUAGCUAACCCCAAACCAAAUCCUGUAAUUCCUGUUCUCUUUUUCAUCUGGGGACUCUCCCGUCAUCCAAUCUAUACAUUUUGAUCUGUCUUGAAAUAAAUACAGGUUCAAAUCAGA